AUGAAUCUUCAAGCGGUUUCUUGUAGCUUCGGCCUCGUUUCGGUUCCACUUGUCUCUCCAAGAACUUCGUUUCGGCGAUUUGUAAUCCGAGCGAAAUCGGAACCAUCGGAGAAAUCAGUGGAGAUCAUGAGGAAAUUCUCCGAGCAAUAUGCUCGUCGCUCAGGGACUUACUUCUGUGUUGAUAAAGGCGUUACCUCAGUCGUCAUCAAGGGAUUGGCUGAGCAUAAAGAUUCAUAUGGUGCACCGCUUUGCCCUUGCAGACAUUAUGAUGACAAAGCUGCUGAGGUUGGACAGGGCUUUUGGAAUUGUCCAUGUGUUCCAAUGAGAGAGAGGAAGGAGUGUCAUUGUAUGCUUUUCUUAACUCCUGACAAUGAUUUCGCUGGGAAGGAUCAGACUAUCACAUCAGAUGAAAUCAAAGAAACCACUGCUAACAUGUGA
Messenger RNA from Microthlaspi erraticum, 438 nucleotides. Lineage: Eukaryota; Viridiplantae; Streptophyta; Magnoliopsida; Brassicales; Brassicaceae. The record is from the annotation of a GenBank genome assembly.